Molecule: messenger RNA, 2053 nt
Organism: Cimex lectularius (bed bug)
Lineage: Eukaryota; Metazoa; Arthropoda; Insecta; Hemiptera; Cimicidae
Product: laccase-2-like
Exons: 13
Coding region: 99-2021 (640 amino acids)
Biological process (GO): iron ion transport
Cellular component (GO): plasma membrane
Molecular function (GO): copper ion binding; oxidoreductase activity
Source: RefSeq, a predicted model, not a curated record
GUGUUACGAGUAAUGUAAAGCACUGAUAAAAAUUGUUAUCUCACCUUGCUGCAUUGUUGUAAUAUAUUCUCAAAGGACGUUAAUAAAAUAAUAGUGCAAUGUCAUAUGGAUUUAAAGUAGUCUCCUUUCUUAUAUCCAUUAUGCCAAUUUUAGGGCAAAAUCAAGACUACAUCAUAAAAGGUGGUGCUGAUCAUCCUUGCUACCGUUCUUGUUAUGAGUCUGCAACCCCUAUGCACUGCGUCUACAAUUUCACGAUUACUAAACACUCAACUAUGAGUCUUGACUGUGGAAAAUGUCCGUUUGUCAGAGAGGAUUGUUUAAAACCGAGAUGUAUCACAGGAGGAGGACUUGUCCGUACUGUAAUCACAGUUAAUACCAUGAUCCCCGGGCCUCAAAUACUGGUAUGUGAAAAAGACAUAGUCACAGUAAAUGUAAAGAAUAAUUUGAGAAAUGAAGCGGUGACGAUUCAUUGGCAUGGUAUUCAUCACAAACAAACGCCUUUUAUGGAUGGAGUACCAUGGAUCACACAACUUCCUAUUGCUCCUUAUACGACAUUUACUUAUAAUUUUACUGCCGAGCCACACGGAACACAUUUCUGGCAUGGACAUUCUGGGUUUCAUGAGGCAGACGGUCUUUUUGGUUUAUUCACUGUAGGAAACAAAGAACCAACAAAAAAUGAUAAAUUGUAUGAUUAUGAUCUUCCGGAACAUAGUAUAAUUAUUUGGCAUUGGUAUGAUCAGCCGACGCAAGAAGUCCUUUUACCAAUCCUCCAGAGAAACGAGUCGGUUUUUGGAUACGGAUUCCUUAUAAAUGGAAAAGCUUCUUUUAAGAAAUACACGCAGAAAGAGAGAUUAGGACAAAUAUUUACCACGCCUAAAGAGGUUUUUAGGGUUAAAAAAGGGUUUAGAUAUAGAUUUAGAGUUGUUUACAACGCUGCAAUUUAUUGCCCCAUCCAGCUCUCUAUAGAUGAUCAUAAAUUAAUAAUGAUAGCAGGCGAUACAACCCAUUUUGAGGCAGUUGAAGUUGACAGCUUUAUGCUCGGAGCUGGUGAUCGAUUUGACUUUAUACUGAAUGCUACAGCAAAAUCAGACUGUUAUUGGAUGAGAAUGCGAGCGUUUGGAGACUGCGAUGAAAACAAAUCAAGUGUACACGCUGAAGCGUUGCUGUGCUACGAUAAUGUUACAAUAAACGAUCAGAAAGAGCAUAGCUACGAAGAAGCAAAUCGACCCGGUGUGAUUCUUAACCCUGCUGAAAUCGCUACUCGCAAUUACAAUGAAAAUAAAUUGAUUAAAUUAGUAGAUUUGAACAAUUUGGAGAUUGAUAAUUUAAAAAAUUAUUCCAGGGUGCCGAAUGAAACCAUCUUCAUUCAAAUUCAUUCCAGACCUUAUGAAAAUAUUCCAUAUCCUGGGCCAUGGCAUCAAUUUGACAAUGUAUCGUUUAGAUUUCCUGGUGAAAAUUUCUUGAAAGGCCAACUGAAUACAAAUACAUUCUGUUCUGCCACAACAAAAAAUGAAACCUGUUUAGAUGAAUUCUGUUCAUGUACAUACUUAAAGGAGAUUGAACAAGGAAGUUUAGUGGAAGUGGUUCUUGUUGACAUAAGUUAUAAUAGAAAUCAGGAUCAUCCGGUGCAUUUACAUGGAAAUAAUUUCUUCAUUAUAGCCAUGGGCACUAAUAAAACAAUUGAAGAGUUGAAGAAUCAAAAUGAACAAGGUUUAAUCAACAAGAAGCUGAAAUUCGCCCCAGCAAGAGAUUCCAUCUCUGUACCAAACCGAGGAUACGCCAUAAUUAGAUUUAUAGCUAAUAACAUCGGCUAUUGGAUGUUUCAUUGCCAUUUAACAAAUCAUAUGGAAAUGGGAAUGGCAAUGAUUUUUCAAGUGGGGACAAAAAAAGAAAUAUUAUCAAAGUGUCGUUCGUAUCCUGAACAAUGCAAAGAUUGGUAUAAAAGCUCCUCAAUGACUUUACAAGUUCCUUUACUACUUUAUUUCUGUAUUAUUUUGUUCAAUGUCCUAUUGAGAUGUUAAAAAAUAAAAUUACAUCAUCAUUUACCAUAGAA